Molecule: messenger RNA, 974 nt
Organism: Selaginella moellendorffii
Lineage: Eukaryota; Viridiplantae; Streptophyta; Lycopodiopsida; Selaginellales; Selaginellaceae
Product: (+)-neomenthol dehydrogenase
Exons: 7
Coding region: 57-974 (305 amino acids)
Cellular component (GO): membrane
Source: RefSeq, a predicted model, not a curated record
ACCAGCACCACAAUAUCACAUCUCAAUCGUGCGUGCAACUGUUGCCUUCUUGAGCUAUGGCGGACUCGCAAUGGUGGUCCAAAGAUACAAUUGCGGUGGUGACUGGGAGCAACAAGGGGCUCGGAUUUGCCAUUGCUCAAGGCCUGGCCCUCAAGGGAGUGACUACAAUCCUGACAUCCAGAGACGAGCAAAGGGGAUUGGCGGCUCUAAAUUCUCUCAAGAAGGAUCAAAAGAUCAAUCCGGAAACGCUUCACUUCCAUGUCUUGGACGUGAGAAGCCCGUCAUCCAUCCAAAACUUUGCUAAAUGGAUCGAAACUAAGUUCAAUGGCGUUGACAUAUUGGUUAACAAUGCUGGAAUCUCAAGAAAUGAUCACUUGGGAAAUCCAACAGUGGAGAGUUCCAAGGAUGUUAUCAGCACGAACUACUACGGAACGAGGAUGGUGAUCGAGUGCUUGCUCCCUCUCUUAAGAUCACAAUCUCCCCAUGGGUCUCGCAUCAUCAAUGUGAGUUCAGCAACAAGCCGAAUGGAUGCUCUUCGAAACCAAGCCGUGGUACAAAAGAUUUCUAACAUUGACAAGCUCUCAGUCGAAACUUUGGACGAAGUGGCAGAGGAGUUCAUCGAGGACGUGGAGAAUUGCAUGCCUUAUCUGGCAUUGAAAAUGCUUGACCUCUGUAUUUUCCAGACAUAUCAGCAUAAACACUGCGUGAAAUGUGUCCAGCUUCUUGAAAUUGGGACGCUUGCUACUGCGAACCAGUGCCCACAGAAGUGCGCCAGAGAUUUGUUGCAAUGUGGCAGAAAAACAUUGGAGAUUAAACAAGUGGUAGAGAGAGACAUUAGAUCUAAGCUCAAAAUGCUUCUCCUUCGCAAAGGAGGCACUGGGGCGCACAAGAGGGCUCACCACCUUCACCGCCCGCGAGACGACUCGAAGGCAGGCCAGGCAGUUCCCCACCAGCUCCGCAGUGCAUCAGCCUGA